AUGGCGGCUGUCUGCUCAAUCCUAUUCGCUGUGGGGAACUUGGGUGAGACAAUACCUGCUUCGUUCAUGCGCAUGGUCAUCAGGAAUGGUCAACCAGUGAGUUCCUGGUUGGAUCUUUGGCAUCCUGCAGGGAGAUUGAUUGAUCUUACGAGAGAAAUUGGAACUCAAAAGCUAGGCAUUGCAAUAAAUGCAAGAAUCUGUGAUGUUUUUGUUAAUAAUUGGAGGAUUCGGGUCUGUCGUGGUCGACAGUUGCAGCGUCUGUUGCAGGAGAUACAUCACUUCCAAUUAUUGCUGACUGUUAAUGUUCCUGAUGGGAUCUUGUGGAAGAAUGGACCCGACGACUAUGGAGGCAAGAUCAUAUCAUCAGGAACAUGGAAACAAAUCAUGCAGGGUAAGGAUAAAGUGCACUGGAGUAAGAUCAUAUGGUUCUCCCAAGGUGUACCUCGCUAUGCUUUUAUCACCUGGUUAGCUUUCCGUAACGGACUAUCUACAGGUCGCCAUACUCAUAGAUGGAGCCAGCCGCAAGAAUGUCUUUUCUGUGGCGAGCCAGAUGAGACAAGAGAUCAUCUUUUCUUUGCUUGUCCUUAUACCUUCAUGUUGUGGUUACAAGUUGUUCGAAAUAUUUUUGGAGUUGAGCCUGAUCCCGAUUGGGACAUCACCAUAUCUCGUCUGAUCACAGGAACAUACGACCAUAUUACUUUUAUCUUGUUGAGACUGGUAUUACAAGUCACCAUCUAUUUCAUUUGGAGAAAGAGGAAUGAUAGAAGGCACAACAACUCCGCUAAGCAUGUGGACCAAUUUGGCUGUAUCAUAGAAAAGACAAUGAGGAAUUGA
Molecule: messenger RNA, 834 nt
Organism: Brassica oleracea var. oleracea
Lineage: Eukaryota; Viridiplantae; Streptophyta; Magnoliopsida; Brassicales; Brassicaceae
Exons: 2
Coding region: 1-834 (277 amino acids)
Source: RefSeq, a predicted model, not a curated record